Myripristis murdjan (pinecone soldierfish) is the source of this 1029-nucleotide messenger RNA. RefSeq lists its product as uncharacterized. The transcript has 6 exons. Bases 223 to 942 code for a protein of 239 amino acids. The record is from RefSeq and is a predicted model, not a curated record. NCBI's taxonomy places the organism in Eukaryota, Metazoa, Chordata, Actinopteri, Holocentriformes, Holocentridae.
GGAGGACUAACCUUCUGGGACUGUUGCUCGCAGUUUGGAACAACCGGAAAUAGUGUUUGCUCGUGCCUCUCGCGCGAAUUCCGGAUUGUACAAGGGGACGGAAGCAUCAAGGUGCAGCUCAUUCACGACUUACGACUUAAGAAAACAGUCCAGCCUGUUGUUUACAUCGUGACCAGCGUGAUCACAAUAUCUUCUGCUGUGUCAAAGCCCUGCCACGCUGCCAUGAGUGCCCUGUUCGCCUGUGAGGACCCAGCCCAGUGGAGGAAGGUGUAUGAUGGAUACUGGGAGGUGGUGGAGGCCAAGUCCACCGGGCAGGGCAAGAAAUCUGGGAAGCUGCUGGCCCUUGACAAAUGGUACCAAGAGGAGCUGCCCGUGGCCAUCGGCAGCCGCCCUGACAGACAUGUGACUCUGUCAGAGCUGGUCAAGCUGAUGGAGUGGAAACUCACUAGAGGGAAGUUCAGGCCGCGGCUGCAGCAGCUGGUGGCCUCCAACAGCGAGGAGACUGUGGAGAAAUGUUCCAGAAAGGCCUUCAGCCUCCUGCCUGACAUGCGGGCAGCCAUCGCAGAGCUCAGCUCCCUGAAAGCCCUGGGCCCGGCCACCGCCUCAGCUGUGUUGGCAGCAGGAGCUCCGGAGCAGGCAGCGUUCAUGUCUGAUGAGGCCGUGGAGAGCGUUCCUGGACUGAAGCCCAUCCAGUACACAGCCAAGCACUACGCACUCUACCUGGACAAGGUGGUUGAACGCACUAAAACACUUAACAAAGUGGAUCCCCAGCAGGACUGGACGCCCCACAGGGUGGAGCUCUGUUUGUGGGCGUGGGCCGUAGCCAAUCAGCAGCAGCUCCCGCUCCUGGAAGAUGUUGGUGUAAAGGGCAGUGCUGUGAGGGAGAAGACCUCACACUCCGACUCUGACCAGAGACCAGCUAAGAAGCAGAGAGCCAGAUGAAACCACAGCCAGGUUUUAACAUGAAACCUGCUUUAAUCUUCUGUCCAGUUUAUAUUUUUUUGUUAAUAAAGCCCUUAUUUGAAAUAA